ACAUCGAUUCAUCGCUGCCCAGCAGCUCACAUCUUUGACGCGACCAGCUGCAAAUCGUGAAUUAAAAAUCAAAAUAGAUUAAAAUGGUCGGUUGGAGCCGUUUGCUGACGCCGGCGGCCAAGUUCGCGAACUUCCGGGCUGUCCUGCAGACUCCCGCCUGCCGGAAUGCCCUGCAACAACAGCUGCGCAGGAUGGGCGGCGAUCAUGGACACCACCACAUGACCAUCAAGCCGUCGCGCUUCCAGUGGGACAAGUUCAAGGAUCUGAUGCACUUUUACGUAAUGCUCGGCCUGAUCCCGGUCACUGGACUGGUUCUCUACGCAAACAUCUUCGUGGGCCCGGCGCAGCUGGCCGAGAUCCCAGAGGGCUAUGAGCCCAAACACUGGGAGUACGAGAAGCACCCUAUCUCCCGUUUCAUUUCCCGCUACUUGUUGAACUCGGAGCAGCAAAACUACGAGAAAUCCCUGCACUACCUGUUCGAGGAGAACGAGAAGGCGCAGAUCCGCCUUCUGGAGGAUCAGGUGCGUCGCAAGAUGUCCGAGCGCAACGAUUACCAGGCCUACUACUACCGACCCUCGGUGGCCAAGUACCACAGGGUAUCCAAAGAGGCUGCCGACGAGCUGGAGGCUCUGCGUGGAGACUAAACCCCUUGUAAUAUUCAUUUAAAUACAAUUGUUAGGCCCCCGUUUUGGGGAAAAUAAAGUGUGAAAUCGA
This is a messenger RNA of Drosophila kikkawai, 714 nucleotides long. It is a transcript of the gene ND-SGDH, whose product is annotated as NADH dehydrogenase (ubiquinone) SGDH subunit. The record is from RefSeq and is a predicted model, not a curated record. NCBI's taxonomy places the organism in Eukaryota, Metazoa, Arthropoda, Insecta, Diptera, Drosophilidae.